Molecule: messenger RNA, 861 nt
Organism: Debaryomyces hansenii CBS767
Lineage: Eukaryota; Fungi; Ascomycota; Pichiomycetes; Serinales; Debaryomycetaceae
Product: aromatic alcohol reductase
Exons: 1
Coding region: 1-861 (286 amino acids)
Molecular function (GO): oxidoreductase activity
Source: RefSeq, a predicted model, not a curated record
AUGUCAUCAGUAGCUAUAUUUGGGGUCAACAGUUCCGUCUUCCCAUCUAUUUUUGAGGCCAUUACUUCAUCUACAUUCAAGUCAAACUUCAAAUUUCCAUUGAGGGGAAUUACUAGAUCGAAAGAUGGCAAAACUGAUACUUCAGAAUUAGAAUACUAUGAAGCUAAUGACGAAGAGUCUUUGAAGCAAGCGCUUGAAGGUUUCGAUAUUAUUAUCUCUUUAGCAGGUCCUAGUGCUGAUUUCGAUGUAUUGGCAAAGGCAGUUAUUAGUGCCAAACCUAAAUUGUACAUUCCAUCUCAAUUUGGAAUGGAUUUAGAUAUUGUUCCAUUUGACGUUCUUGGUUUUAAGACUAAGCAUUCUAGAUAUGUCAGGGCUGGUGGGAUUAAGGUGGUCGAUAUUUGUACUUCCCAUUUCCUUCAAAAGGGCGCCUGGAAUGAUGUUCCUUCCCAGGCGUUGAGUUUGAAUUUUGAAGGUGACAAAGCUAUUAUUAGAGGUGAUCCAGAUGUUAAAUGGGCAUUUACUGCAUACGAGAAUGUUGGUCAGACUAUUGUAUCAGUUAUUUCAAAGGAUCCAUCAACACUCCCAGAUAAAGUCCGUGUUUGGUCAGACAAGAUCACUCAAGAACAACUUUUGAAUAGAAUGAUGGGCGAAGAUUACCCUAGAAAAUAUGUUACUUACGAAGAUUCUCUCAAGGAAAGCAACGAAACAAUUAAACGUGUUGGUAUAAGAGCAGAAGAUUUCUUGUUGUAUACCCAAACUGUUAGUGCAUCAGGUCUUUUGGACUUCGACUGGGAUUCAAAAGAACUCGUUAACCCAGGUGAAACUUUGUUCAAGUGGAUUAGAUUUGAACCGACCAAAUAG